AUGAGCGCCGCCGCAGCAGGGGCUUCCCUCCCCUUCGGCGCCCUCGUCGCCAUCGUCCUCCUCGGCACCUUCACCGUCUCCGCCACUCUCGCCUUCUUCGGCAUCUGGCUAUCGCGUCGUCGAAGAUUAGCAGUAGUAGCCGCGGGCCAGGGCCAGACAAACAAGGAAAGAAGCGGAGGAUGUCAUGUGUACGACUUGACUGGUGAGACGACUAUUGCAUCGACGGCGUUGACAGUCCAUGUUGGGAAUGGUCACGAUGCCGUGGAUGUUGGAGACUUCUCGCCGAAACGAAGCCCUAGAAAGUUGCAAAAACUUCCAUCUGCGGCGUGGACGACGGCGUCGGCUUUGAAGUAUAAUAGUACUACUUGUUUGUUGCCCAAGGCGAAGGGGAAGGGGAUAUGGCAAGGGGAGGGUGCUGGUAAUGGACUGAGAGGUCGAGAACAUGAGAUGGAUGGAGAGGGAGAAGAUGGGGUGCUGUCGGUUUCCAUGCUACCUGGAAUGUCGUGGAUGGACUUGGGCGGAGCGCAAGAGCAAGGUUCACUGCUGCCAUUCAGCAGGUUGCGAAAGACUUCUUCCGGCAGUCUUCUUCGCCUGCACAAGACAAAGUUGCUGGGUGUGAGUAGAAAGAAGAGCAGUGCCAAUGAGAGGAGGAUGGCAAACUCAGCGUGGAUUGAUGAAGAGGCGAUUCAUGGUCCGGAAAUGAGCGGGAUGAGCAACAUCCCGGACGAAAACGGGACUAGUAAUGAUAGUGACAAUAACAGCCACCGCAAGUCAUGGCUGUUUGGUUGGCGAAAGGGGAAAGGUAGAGAUUGGAUCCGAGAAUCGUGGCCGUUGAAGACGAGGGCGCCCACGGUUCCGAGGCUGGAUGACUACCAGGAACUUCCUAGAAGUCAGAUGCUGAGCCAGAGCCAGAACCAAAGCCAGCUGAACGACCAAAGAGCAGAGCAGCUGGAGACCGAGACGAUGACAGGUCGUCUUGGAAUUCCUUCCACUGAUAGCGGUCGAAGUGCUGUCAGGUCUGCCUAUGGCGCAAUGGAGGGAGGAGGAGAAGGGUUAUCGGUUUCUCUACUAUUACCUGAGCCUCCGCAGCCCGCGAUAGUAAGAGGACAAGCCGGAACGGGAGGAGGGUUCGUUGUGCAACACAGACAUACCAAGAGCGAGCCCCAGAGGAUCUUGAGGGUCACGAACCCCAGCACUCCUACUAGCCUUGCUAGGCCUACUCCCAUACCUACAACGCAGUCAACCUCAACGAAGAACAGACAGGUAUCAACGGAUUCGACACUUUCCGAGAUCCUCAGAUCCACGGAGAAGAGGCUGCAGAAAGCCAGCACUAGCGGAGUGUCGCGGCGAAACCGAGCGACAAUACAAGUGGCAUCUGGUCCCCAUCGAGGACUGUCUCUGCACGUGGCUGAGAGACUCGAGGAAAGUCGCAGCCCUGGUCUUCGGCGAAGCGAUUCUCUCAAGGAAACUCGAGGGACUCGAGUAGAACAUCAACUCCCUGUCAUCAGUCCAUCAAGCAGUGGUCUAGUGGCGCCACUGACACUUGUGCCCAAGUCAUCGGGACAGCAGCAGCAGCGGCCAGACUCGCGGGAAUCAUCGUCCUCGGAGCCAGAUAGUCUCCUCGCCGAGCCUGCCUACUCGGAGAUGCCGUCGGGACUGACGAGUCCAAGUCGGGUCUCAAGCAUAGCCGGUGCUUCGAGCGUUGCCGAGACAGAGAUUGAGAUGCUCCUCUUGACCGUGGAUGUGCCUUCGAACCGCAGUUCCAUGACCUCGGCAGCAUCUCUUUCCACUAUUCACAGCGUGGACGAAUCAUCUGAAGGGGGCGCAAGAGUUUCAGUAGGGACUAAGACGCCAUCCCCAGACCGUGCUGCUAUGGUGGCAGGCACCGGAAGACCCACGGUAUCCUUACAGACUUCUAUGGUUGACAGUGAGCGGUUCGCCUUGCCCGCUCCAUUGUCCGCUGUUGAUGCGUCUGCGCCCUCUCUACCCUCUGGAUCCUCUGCCCGACCCUUCACAAGCUACGGGUGUCCUGUACCCAGACCUCUUUCAACAAGAUCCCAGGGCGAAACCGAGAGCAACAGGAGAUCGUUCGUACGGAAGUCCAUCAUAGCACAAGAACCAAUUGGCCCUAUGCCCUCGAUGCCCACUAGGCUAUUGCCGUGUCCAGGAGUACCUUCCGGCAAGAACUGUGUGAUUGCCCAAACCAGCUGUGGCACAUGGCACACCACAAUGGCCAAUCCCUUUCAGGUACCAGUCAGCCCAACUUCUAUUCAAGCAUCGACAGACUCUGCGAGUCCGACAUCAUCCUCGGGUUCCAUGGCAUCAAGGGAGACUCUCAGAGGGCUUCGCUCUCCGCCCAACAAGAGCACCACAUACAACAAUACGCUGUUAAACUCCAUAGUUCUCCCACCGCCAACACAACACAGAUAUGUCGAUGCCAAGACCGUGGUGGCAGAGAUCAAACCACCAGCCAGUGAAUCAUCGUCCGUAUACUCGCAAGACAUUGCGGCCAACGAAGCCUUCAGCCCCGCACCGGUACCGACAUUCACGGUUCCCACACCAUCCAGUCCCACCCGGACAUCCCUCCCUCCGUCUCCAACCACGGUGGGACUAGCAGCAGCGCAAGCUCUCAACGCCGCCAACUUCCAGAGGAACUCGAUUCUCUUUGCCGGAUCCCAGCAGCAGACCCCCUCUUGCCGCACUUCGCGUACGAUCAAACCCAAUAGAGCGUCGGUACUGGCAGCGCAGCGAGACCUCGACGACGAGGUUGAAGAUGAUGAGGGUAACAAAGAAAAUACAGCAGCUAUGACGCCAAAAGCCAGCCCCAUAGCCGCCACCAUUGCCCAGCUUCGACGCAUGAACAGCGUCCUCAGCACCGCCUCCAGCGUAAGCAGCAUUAACACCGACGUCCCUGACGGUGGCGGCAAUGGCUAUCCGAGCAGAAGGAAUAGUAGAGUGGGAGUAUCAUCCAGCCCGACGCAAUCGGCACUGAGAGGCGGUGGAUUCAACCCCAUUCCGAGACGGGAUAGCCAUCAAAGUUAUGGCCAUCGGCGAAGUGGGAGCAGGAACUACUUGUUCGCGCUGAGCGGCGGCGCUGGAGCCGUACCGUCGACGCCAACAACACCGAAGGUCGUGAAAAGAACAAGCGGUAGCGGAGGCGGAAGUGGUGGUAGGGUGCGCCCGAAUCCAUCAGGGCAAAUGAACGGGCACUUACGGACCGGUUCGGAAUCAGGAUCAGGAAUAGGAAGGAUGGUGUCGAUAUCUCGAUCUGGAUCGCCUAAGAGGAUAACGUUGACGCCGGGACACCACCGAAGCCUGGGAAGUGAUUACGGUGGUAGCAGCGUAAUUGGGAGUUCUGGCCUGAUCAACGCCAACAUUUUGAAGAACAGGUUUCAGUUCGACGACCACGACGAUGAUGACAAUAAUAACAACAAAGGCAAAAGAGCCAGUAAUGGUAAUGGUAUUACGAAGAAGCAGAACGGCAGUGACUUUCUAGUGGGCGCAAAGAACGAUGAGGGCAAAGAAGAGGAGAGUAAGAGGAAACUUCCCGUUAGAUUUACAUUGCCAAACUCUUCCACGGCCACUAUCGGGUUGACGGCAAAUUCUCCCCCGUCAUCGCCGUCGCAGAGGUCGAAGCAGGUUCAGACGGGCAUGGUGUACGUGACGCCGAAGGGAAAGCGUUGGAGGCAGAGCAAUGAGAGUUUGGGGCUUUAUGACCGGGAUGGCUUUUUGAUCAAUUCGCAUGGUCAGCCUCCUCCUGGGGCAAGCUCGAGCUCGGUGCGCGCUUAG
Neurospora tetrasperma FGSC 2508 is the source of this 3789-nucleotide messenger RNA. RefSeq lists its product as uncharacterized. The record is from RefSeq and is a predicted model, not a curated record. Bases 1 to 3789 code for a protein of 1262 amino acids. The transcript has 2 exons. NCBI's taxonomy places the organism in Eukaryota, Fungi, Ascomycota, Sordariomycetes, Sordariales, Sordariaceae.